Molecule: messenger RNA, 936 nt
Organism: Xenopus tropicalis (tropical clawed frog)
Lineage: Eukaryota; Metazoa; Chordata; Amphibia; Anura; Pipidae
Gene: or10bl1
Product: olfactory receptor family 10 subfamily BL member 1
Exons: 1
Coding region: 1-936 (311 amino acids)
Biological process (GO): G protein-coupled receptor signaling pathway; signal transduction; detection of chemical stimulus involved in sensory perception of smell
Cellular component (GO): plasma membrane; membrane
Molecular function (GO): G protein-coupled receptor activity; olfactory receptor activity
Source: RefSeq, a predicted model, not a curated record
AUGGAAGACAUCAACAAGACAGAUGCACAUUACUUUAUCCUACUGGCUUUCCAGGACCUCAACCAGUUCCAGCUCUUGUUUUUCCUAAUCCUUUUUCUGAUAUACAUAAUAUGUAUAACUGGAAAUGUUGCUAUUAUUGUUUUGGUUAAGACUGACAUUUCUCUUCAUACCCCUAUGUAUUUUUUUAUUAGUGUGUUUGCAACUUCAGAAAUAUUCUUUGUCUCAACCACUGUUCCCAGUCUUCUCGUCAACCUAAUUAGUGAUUCCAAGAGUAUUCCCUUUACUGGUUGCUUUGUACAAUUGUGCGUUCUCGGUACCUUGGGAGGAACAGAAUGUUAUCUCCUCGCAGUCAUGGCUUUUGAUCGAGACUUGGCCAUUAAUUAUCCUUUGCGCUAUUCAGCUAUUAUGAGACGCUCUUUGUGCAUUCAACUUGGAAUGUUUCCAUGGAUCACCUGCUUAGCCAUUGCAUUAGUUCCAACCAUAUUCACUGCUGGUCUGGAAUUCUGUGGUCCAAGGAUACUUAACCAUUUUAUUUGUGACUUGGGCCCCUUAGUAAACCUGGCUUGCUUUGUGCCUUUCACCAACAAAGCUAUUGCAAUAUUUACUGCAAUAUCUGAGAUUGUUUUGCCUUUUAUUAUAACCCUUUUAUUCUACAUUCAUAUCAUUGCUGCUAUCAUACAGAUAAGGAGUGAAAAUGGCAAAAAGAAAGCGUUCUCCACUUGUUCUUCUCAUCUUAUAGUUUCUUGUUUGUUCUAUAGCUCAGCCAUUAUUGUGUAUGUAACACCUGAGGGCAGCAAUUCCGACAAAUACCUUGCACUUAUUUACACGGUGGUGACUCCUUUGCUGAACCCAUUCAUUUACACUUUUAGAAAUAAAGAUGUGAAGAUAGCAUUUACAAAACUAAAUAAGACAAUUUUACAGCACAUUUUUGUUUAA